Molecule: messenger RNA, 822 nt
Organism: Microdochium trichocladiopsis
Lineage: Eukaryota; Fungi; Ascomycota; Sordariomycetes; Xylariales; Microdochiaceae
Exons: 2
Coding region: 1-822 (273 amino acids)
Molecular function (GO): hydrolase activity, acting on ester bonds
Source: RefSeq, a predicted model, not a curated record
AUGCGUGCUGCCACGCUGGUCACGUGCUCGACUGUCAUCGCGUGCGUAAUUGCGACAACCACGAGAUUCGCUCAGUUUGACCAGCUGGUGAUUUUCGGCGAUUCCUACUCGAGCACCUACUUCAGACCACGCAGCACGCAGCCCUCACCCGCCAAUCCUUUCGGCAACAUCGGUGAGCUUAGAACGAACGGUCCGAAAUGGCCGCAAUACCUCGCAACCAAGUACAACGAGUCAACCAUCCUCGUCUAUAACAUGGCGUUUGGCGGUUCGACCGUGGACCAAGCGAUUGUACCGUCACGAACCAAUGGCUCAUUCGUCAAACAACUCAACCGCUUUCUCAACGUCUAUAGUCCCAGCGCCGUGACCAAGACGCCCAACACUACACUCUACGCCUUCUGGUUCGGCAUCAACGACGUGGGCAAGUUAUUUGACAGCAACGGCACCGCGUCAGAUGCGGAUGUACUCGCAAGCGGCCUCUACACGCAGAUCUUUGACAGAUACUUUUCCCUGCUGCGGAGGUUGCGCACGGAAGCUGGAGCGAGGAACUUCCUGUUCAUCAACGUGCCUCCUCUCGAGCGCACGCCGAUCGCGCAGAAAGCACCCAAAGGUCCGUAUAAUUCGCGCACGACGGCACUCGUGACCAGCUUCAACCAGCGCAUUGCGGAGCUCGCCGGAAAAGUACAGAACGAGUUUGCCGGGUCGACGGUUUACACAUACGACGCGCACGGCAUGUUUGACCAUGCGCUUGGCGAGCCAGGGUCGUUCCCCGAGCUGGCAUCCGUGAGGGACACUGCAGACUAUUGUGCUGCCUACCGCUGGUGA